Messenger RNA from Rhinichthys klamathensis goyatoka, 807 nucleotides. RefSeq names its product gastrula zinc finger protein XlCGF7.1-like. Lineage: Eukaryota; Metazoa; Chordata; Actinopteri; Cypriniformes; Leuciscidae. Gene Ontology annotation, cellular component: nucleus. Bases 1 to 807 code for a protein of 268 amino acids. Gene Ontology annotation, biological process: regulation of transcription by RNA polymerase II. The record is from RefSeq and is a predicted model, not a curated record. The transcript is spliced from 3 exons. Gene Ontology annotation, molecular function: DNA-binding transcription factor activity, RNA polymerase II-specific; RNA polymerase II transcription regulatory region sequence-specific DNA binding.
AUGGAGUUUAUUAAAGAGGAGAUUGAAGACAUGACUGAUCCAGAACCAUCCAGAAUAAAACAUGAAGAUACUGAGGAACAAACAGAUUGGAUGGAAGUGAAAGAGCAAAGACAACAACUGGAGGAAUUUAAGGAGGAACAUCAUGACGUUAAAAUUCAAGAAACAAAAGCCAAAAAGCUGCACACCUGCACUCAGUGUGGAAAGAGUUUCACACUGAAAGGAAACCUUAAGACACACAUGAGAAUUCACACUGGAGAGAAAUCGUAUCCAUGCUUUCAAUGUGGAAAGAGUUUUUCUCAAGCAUCAGGUCUCGGUAUUCAUCGGCAGGUUCACUCUGGAGAAAAACCAUUUAACUGUGAUCAGUGUGGUAAAGGUUUUAAUUCACCUUCAGAUCUAAAACUACACCUGUUAGUUCAUUCAGGUGAGAAUCCUUAUGUGUGUUCUCUCUGUGGAAAGAGUUUUUCAAGACUGGACGGUUUUAAACGGCACCAGAAAACACACGAUGAAGUGAGAGAUCAUGUGUGUAGUGACUGUGGGAAGAGCUUUACUAGAUCUGAGUAUCUGAAACUGCACCAAAGAAUUCAUACUGGAGAAAAACCUUACAAGUGCUCAUAUUGUGACAAGAGUUUCACUCAUUCUGGAUCUCUGAAAAAACAUGAGCGAGUUCAUACUGGAGAAAAGCCUUACAAGUGUUCAUAUUGUGACAAGAGUUUCACUCAGUCUCCGAACCUGAAAUCACAUGAGCAACUUCAUACUGGAGAGAAGCCGUACUACUAUAUGUUGGCCUACACUACAGGAAAGGACUAA